UUACGACAAUAUGAUUAUAUGUGCAUAGGUACAACCUUGACAUCAGUGCUUUUUAACCAAGAAAUUAUACAUAUUCUCUAUUUGGACAACCACGUAAUCUAUUUAAACAUAAUAAUGGUGCAGGGUGCAUGUCUCCUUGCUGGAUUUAUAACAAUUUCUGCAUGUAUUAAGCAUGUAUCCGCUGACAGAAAUGAAACACAUAAUAACGAAGAGAAGAUCUUAAUUCUCGGUGCAGGUAUAUCGGGAAUAUCAGCCGCGAAAACUUUACAUGAUCAAGGUUAUACAAACAUAGAGGUGCUGGAAGGUUCGAACAGGGUUGGUGGUCGUGUGAAGUCUGUGAACCUCUCAGGGUAUGCUGUAGAACUUGGUGCCCAGUGGAUAUAUGGCGCUGGAAGUAAUCCGAUGGUGAAACUGGCAUCAGAAUACAACUUGGAUUUUAAACUAGGUCUUGACACAUGGACACUUCGCGACGAUCUAGGAAACGACCUUACGGAAAAUGGAUACGAAGAGUAUAAAAAGCUAGUACAAGCUUUAGGAGAUUUACAUGUUUUUUCUACAGAAAUGAGAAAUAAUGGUACCUCCGAUAUGACAGCAGAAGCUUUGCUUCGAUUCUGUGGCUGGAGUCCCGACAGCGUUGUUGCUGAUGCUGUCGAAGCGGCUUUUAUCGACGCAGAAUUUGGCAGAGAAUCACCUUCUAUAUCAGGUAAAUACAUGAACCAUCAUAACGUUUUCAGAGAGCAUGGCGAUGACAGUUGGUUUAUAGUCAACGACACCAGGGGAUAUGAGUAUAUUGUUGAAAAGUUGAAGGACAGUUUCCUUCCGAAAGAUGAUAAACGGAUGGUCUUCAACAAAAAAGUAACCCAUAUUGAAAACUGGGAUGUCAAGGAUUCAAUGGUUAAAGUAUAUACAGAUGACGGAACAUUAUUCGAGGCAGACUAUGUGAUAGUAACUUUCAGCCUUGGUGUUCUACAAUCAAGAAACGUAACUUUCAGCCCUCCUUUACCCGACUGGAAGUUGGUGGCAAUAGAUAAAUUUGGCGUCGGACUGUACAUGCUCAUGUACUUUAAAUUUAGCACCUCAUUUUGGGACAACACUACUUGGAUCGUACACGUAACCGAAAGGCACGGGGAAUAUUUUGGAUGGUUCAACAUGAAUUACAUUUUUCCCGGUUGUAAUAUCCUUCAGUUACAGCUAGCUGGUGCAGAAGCAAAAGCAGCGGACCGCAUGGAAGACUCAAAACUUACCACAAAAGCAAUGGAAGUCUUGAGAGCCAUGUAUCCACUGGCAAAUGUAUCUGAGCCAGAGAACUUUAUUACUUCAAGAUGGAUGUCGGAUCCACUUGAUUUUGGUGCAUUUAGCUAUUGGACGCCGAGCUUUACUCUUAAAGACAUGGAUGACCUUGGACAACGUAUUGGGAAUUUAUAUUUCGCCGGAGAAUAUAUUAACAAAACUAACCAUGGCUAUGUGCAUAGCGCUUACACCUCUGGUAUCAGUGCUGCACUGGAGCUUAUGGCGUGUAUUGAGGAUAACUCUUUGUGCCAGGAUCGUGAAAUAACAAAAGAAGCUGAAAACAAGUGUACUGUAAAUGACGGUAAUGGAAUGACACAGUACCUGUAUCGAGUAUUUGUACUCGUAAUAAUAGCUGUGCAAAUGAAGAUCAUUAUGUUAUAAACUUAUAAUACAUACCGAAAUAACACUUUGCCGCGCUUAUAAAGGUUUUAUCUCUUGUGAUGUACAUUUUAGAAUUUAUUAUUACAUGAUUGAAAUAGAAAUCCAUAUAUAAUUGAAACUCUCAGUUAUGUCUAUGCAAUAUUUAUCUGCAUGCAAGUUAUUUCACAGGUCUGUAAUGACUAGAUAUGAUGAGAAUCACCAAGAUUCGCGCGCAUUGCCCUGUCUAUUACAUGACGUGACUUUCCCACGACUUGAAAUGCCAUUGUAACUCUAUAAGUACAUGUUUCCAGGCAAGUGAGGAUUUCUAUUACAGGGUUCACGCGUAUUGUCCGGUCUAUUACAGGAUUCACGCGUAUUGCCCGGUCUAUUACAUGAUUCACGCGUAUUGCCCGGUCUAUUACAGGAUUCACACGUAUUGUCCGGUCUAUUACAGGAUUCACACGUAUUGCCCGGUCUAUUACAUGAUUCACGCGUAUUGUCCGGUCUAUUACAGGAUUCACACGUAUUGCCCGGUCUAUUACAGGAUUCACACGUAUUGCCCGGUCUAUUACAUGAUUCACACGUACUGCCCGGUCUAUUACAGGAUUCACGCGUAUUGCCCGGUCUAUCACAUGAUUCACACGUACUGCCCGGUCUAUCACAGGAUUCACGCGUACUGCCCGGUCUAUUACAGGAUUCACACGUAUUGCCCGGUCUAUUACAGGAUUCACACGUAUUGUCCGGUCUAUUACAUGAUUCACGCGUAUUGCCCGGUCUAUUACAGGAUUUACGCGUAUUGCCCGGUCUAUUACAGGAUUCACACGUAUUGUCCGGUCUAUUACAUGAUUCACACGUAUUGCCCGGUCUAUCACAGGAUUCACACGUAUUGCCCGGCCUAUCACAGGAUUCGCUCCGGCCUGAUAUGGAUUUCCUCGACAGCGUAUAUCCCGUAUCCUGUCACCAACAAGCUGUGUAACUAAUAGUAUUCCGUGCAUGUUUUGAAAUAUUUUUGUAUUACAGCGUUCAUCUUUUGCAAGUGAUAUCAAAAUUCUGUAUACAGUGGUAAAUAACAGAUAUAGCGACUUUUAUUAUUAUUACAUGUAUUUCCUUAAGAAAUGCGGUCUUAGGCCUUACCCUGCAAAAUUUCAAGAAUAAACCUGUCCAUCUUUCAGAAUGGACAUAACCAUUAACUGUUUAAAGGGGUGCUUAUGAAAACGAUACAGAAUGAAUGGCGAACAGUACAGACCAUGAUCAAACUGCGUGGAUGUGUAGGCUGAUCUUCGUCUGCACUGGUCGAAAAGGCAAAAUCACUUGCCACCAACAUUCUAAGGGUUUUAAUUUUAUGCUAACUGAUGAAAUACUAUGUUUUAUCAGUGAGAUAUAAUCUACAUCACUCACUGUAUAUUACUCACUGCUUUGCCGAUCUACUUGUACAUUGUGUAUAAAUUUUAAAUUUUUAUUAUUAUUAUUAUUAUUAUUAUUAUAAUUUACCAGAUUUUUAUAGCGCUCUUUUCAUCUAUAAAAUGAACGUUCAAAAGCGCUGUACAAACUACAUACCACAGAAUGAUAUGGACAUACAAUACAACACAAAAAAAAUAAAUCAACAAUAAAAGGUAUUUAUCCUGAA
This is a messenger RNA of Mercenaria mercenaria, 3277 nucleotides long. RefSeq lists its product as uncharacterized. Bases 19 to 1671 code for a protein of 550 amino acids. Gene Ontology annotation, molecular function: oxidoreductase activity. NCBI's taxonomy places the organism in Eukaryota, Metazoa, Mollusca, Bivalvia, Venerida, Veneridae. The transcript is spliced from 2 exons. The record is from RefSeq and is a predicted model, not a curated record.